UCGAGCAACCGUCUUUCGGGAAUCAGCCCCAUUGGUAUUUAGUUUUCCAUCCAGUCUAGUUUACCAAGCUGGUAAAAUGGCCAUGGUCACCUUUGAAGUUGGCCGGCUGCUGCUCCUUUUUCUUGGGCUGCUAUUCCUCGCCACGGCGGAUCCUUCUGUCGACACUUCCGCUCAGGUAUGCGUAGUUGGCGCUGGAAUCGGGGGUUCCUCCUUCGCGUAUUUCCUCAAACAAUACAGCUGCAGCUCAACAAAAUCUCCUUGCCCCACUGAAAUCCAUCUCUUCGAACGCCGAAGUAUUGUCGGCGGGCGGACAGCCACCGUCACGAUUGCUGGAGAUAUAUUUGAGGCUGGCGCCUCGAUCAUCCACCCCAAGAACUUCCACGCAGUCCGCUUCGCGUCUCUUCUCGGCCUCCGAUCGAAGUCCAAGUCCUCUGAGUUCAAACCAGAUCGCAACGCGUCCGAUUUCUCCACCUCCUCCUCUUGGUUCGGCAUAUGGGACGGUUCAAGCUUUCUAUUCAAGACCAUUCCUCCUCCACCAGCCUCCAGUUCGGCAAUCUAUCGCAAAAUACAUUCCUUCUUCAAUGCCAUACUCAUUUUCAGCCGUUAUGGUCUCUCCCUCCUUCGAAUGAAUCGCUUUGUAAAUAAGAUGCUCCAGAGCUUUUUGCUCUACUACAAGGGUUUGGAUUCCCGCCCUGUUUUUGAUUCUGUGGAGGAGAUGCUUAAGUGGUCUGGAUUGUACGGGAUUACUCUCCGGACCCUGAAGGAAGAAUUACUGGAUGCUGGGAUGUCUUCUCUCCUGAUAUCUGAGCUUGUGACGGUAAUAACCAGAAUCAACUACGGUCAGGAUAUUAAUAUUAGUGGACUAGCUGGAGCUGUUUCAUUAGCUGGCUCCGAUGAUGGCUUGUGGUCAGUUGAUGGUGGUAAUUGGCAGCUUGCUGCUGGUUUGAUAAACUAUUCUAAUGUCACAUUACAUCUUAAUGAAGAGGUGACCUCCGUUUCCUAUGUUGAAGGCCAGAAUUAUGCUCUCAGCACUAAAGAAGGAUUGCAGUACCACUGUGCAGUCACCGUAUUUGCCACUCCUCUGGACGAGCUAAACAUCACAUUUACACCUCCAGUUUCAAUUCCCAGCAGGAGACUACAGCAUACUUUUACAACCUUUGUGAGGGGUUUCUUAAACCCGAAAUACUUUGGUUUGACUCAUGCGUCGGAAGUCCCAAACCUUAUUGGUACCGUUGAGGCUUCUGCAGUUCCAUUCUCCAGCAUUUCCGUUCUCAGGAAAUAUGGUAAAGAAGACAUGGUUUACAAGAUAUUCUCUCGCAAAAUAAUGCAUGACAGUCUACUCGAUGAAAUCUUUAGCAUGAGGAAGGAAACAGUAAGGAUAGACUGGCCAGCUUACCCUCACUUUAAAGCUCCAGAAGUAUUUUCACCCAUCAUUCUAGAUGAAAAGCAUCUGUACUACAUAAACUCUUUCGAGAAUGCCGCAAGCACCAUUGAGACCAGUAUUGUUGCAGCUGAGAAUGUUGCGCGCUUGGUCAUCUCUAGGCUCUCAGAUGAACAUCAAAAAAAUGCUAAUAAAAAGUUUAACGCUGCAGAUGGAGACUUAUUGCACCUUGAUUUAUAAGAAAAAGGGGAUGGAAGACACAAGUUUAACUCUCAUAUAUAUGAAAAAGCAACAUCUUUAUAUUGCUGAAUGUGCAGAUUGGACCUUUGCAUUUGAACACUUAUAUGUCAAUUUUGUGCUGCAAUCUGCCUUUACUGUCAAUAUGUUUACAGCACAAAGAUUCAAAUUCUUUGUUAUGUAAGAAAUUGAGAAUUCCAAAAUAAUCUUAUUUCAUUUGGGUCUUUUUAGGUUCUGAAUAUUUCUAAACCUCUUGCCAGGCUUGUAUACCGACAGAAAACAGUGCUGUUUGUGUUGGUUUAUGGCAAAAUAAAUUGAGAAUUGUAACAAGUAUCUAAUGGAUGUGUUUGC
Molecule: messenger RNA, 1969 nt
Organism: Phalaenopsis equestris
Lineage: Eukaryota; Viridiplantae; Streptophyta; Magnoliopsida; Asparagales; Orchidaceae
Product: farnesylcysteine lyase
Exons: 4
Coding region: 77-1621 (514 amino acids)
Biological process (GO): prenylated protein catabolic process; prenylcysteine catabolic process
Molecular function (GO): prenylcysteine oxidase activity
Source: RefSeq, a predicted model, not a curated record